Molecule: messenger RNA, 1812 nt
Organism: Fusarium subglutinans
Lineage: Eukaryota; Fungi; Ascomycota; Sordariomycetes; Hypocreales; Nectriaceae
Product: NADPH reductase TAH18
Exons: 4
Coding region: 1-1812 (603 amino acids)
Cellular component (GO): cytosol
Molecular function (GO): flavin adenine dinucleotide binding; FMN binding; NADPH-hemoprotein reductase activity
Source: RefSeq, a predicted model, not a curated record
AUGGCCGCUCACGAUAGGAGCGUGCUCGUCCUGUACGGUUCCGAGACGGGCAAUGCUCAGGACAUGGCAGAAGAGUUGGGGCGAAUAUGUCAAAGACUGCAUUUUGAAAGUCGUGUUGAAGAACUCGACGCAGUAGAUCUAAAUACACUUCUUCAACCUAACUUCAUAUUAUUCGUCAUAUCAACCACUGGCCAAGGAGAUAUGCCGCAUAACUCACUGGUCUUCUGGAAAAGGCUUCUUCGGAAGAAACUACCACCAGGUUGCUUAGCUUCAGUCAAGUAUACAACUUUUGGACUUGGAGAUAGUACUUAUGUCAAGUUUAAUUGGGCAGCUCGCAAGCUCAACAGGCGUCUCGAUCAGCUUGGUGCUACAACCUUCUUUGAUCCCUUUGAGGCGGACGAACAAUUUCCAGAUGGUAUUGACGGAAGUUUUGUGCGUUGGGGUGAGCGACUUUACAACCACUUACUUGAACACCAUCCUCCCCCUAAUGGACUUGAGCCUAUCCCUGAUGAUGUUAUUCUUCCCGCUAAAUGGUCCCUAAAGAGUCCUCUCACUGGAAAUUCAAUAAGCAACGGCCACGCAUCUCCGAUAACUUCCAACCUCCCUCCCUCUUCACCUCUUCCUAUUCCCAAUGGUUGGAAAGCAACUCUGGUUGGAAACGACAGACUCACACCAGAGAAGCACUGGCAAGAUGUCCGCCUCAUCUCAUUUGACAUUCCACGUCGUGAUGGAGACAAGUUGUGUUGCGUCCCUGGAGAUUGCCUGACUAUCUACCCUAAAAACUUCCCCCAAGACGUCCAGAAGCUCAUUACCCUUAUGGGCUGGGAAGAGGUGGCUGACAAAUCCCUUGACCUCUCAUUAUGCGAAUCUCUUCCUACGAACCUCCAUAUAGAUCCCAAAUGCACACUGAGAGAGCUACUUUUGAAUAACAUCGACUUCACUGCAAUCCCUCGGAGAUCAUUCCUCAAGAACAUGUCUUACUUCUCUACCAAUCCAGACCACAAGGAGCGGCUUCUCGAGUUCACCAUGACUGAGUACCUUGACGAAUAUUUUGACUACGCAACUAGGUCAAGGCGAUCUAUUCUUGAGGUCUUAGAGGAGUUCACAUCCGUCAAACUACCUGCCGAGCGUCUCUUCGAUAUUUUCCCAAUUAUCCGCGGACGAGACUUUAGCAUUGCCAAUGGUGGCGAGCAUCAAAAUCAUCCGACAGACAAGGACAAGGCUCGUGUCGAGCUUCUGGUCGCUUUAGUCAAAUACAAAACUGUCCUUCGCAAACCUCGCGAGGGCCUCUGCUCUCGUUAUCUCGAUAACAUUCCCUUGGACUCCAUUCUUACUGUCACACGCAAACCAGUUCUCUCACCCAUUCAUGGCCCACAGAAUGCCCGACGGCCUCUAGUUGCCAUCGCCACAGGUACAGGCCUUGCCCCAAUACGGGCCCUUAUUCACGAGCGCCUCAUGCACCCGUCACCAGGACCGAUGUACCUCUUCUUUGGGAACCGCAACCGUGAGGCCGAUUAUUUCUUCCAGCAAGAACUUGACGCCGUCGUGCGUGAGGGACAUCUCAAUGUGUUUUUAGCAUUCUCGCGUGAUCAGCGAAAUAAGAUCUAUGUCCAGGACAGGCUACGCGAAGAGGCCAAGAGAAUCGAGGAGGCAAUCCUCGACAAUGGAAUAUUCUGCGUCUGUGGUGGUUCAACCAAGAUGGCGGAUGCGGCUAAGAAGGCAGUGUUUGGCCCCUUCUCGGAGGACGUAAAUGAUACAGAAGAGCGCAAGAAGAUUCUGGCAGCAUUGACAUGGUGGCAGGAGAUAUGGUAA